UUCAUCUACUGUGUGCUCGUCGGCACGUUCCCGUUCAACGCCUUCCCUCUCCGGCUUCAUCUCCACGGACGCCUCGUUCGUGCUGGCUGCCUGUCUCCGAAUCCAGGUGAACGAGGAGAACAAGGGAGGAGAUGUUCGGCAUGCACAUGCGCUCCGCGCCCUCCUCAAGAAGGCGUUGACGAAACCAGCCUAUUGGCGCACUUAUGGGACCUACGGGGCGACGGCCUUCCUCCUCGCCGUCUACAUCUGUGACUGGAAGGCGGUUGGACAGUACAUCCCCCUCUGGAACAAGCGAUACAUUUCCGAUGGCCUGAAGCAGUGCAACGACUCGUUCUUCGUCAGCGUGCCCCAGCCCCCCGCCGAGAAG
This is a messenger RNA of Mesorhabditis spiculigera, 367 nucleotides long. The record is from the annotation of a GenBank genome assembly. NCBI's taxonomy places the organism in Eukaryota, Metazoa, Nematoda, Chromadorea, Rhabditida, Rhabditidae.